Owenia fusiformis is the source of this 1380-nucleotide messenger RNA. The record is from the annotation of a GenBank genome assembly. NCBI's taxonomy places the organism in Eukaryota, Metazoa, Annelida, Polychaeta, Sabellida, Oweniidae.
AUAAAUAGUUCAUAAUAUUGAUUCCCUUUCGGUGUUUAUUCACAGACUCUGGAAUCCAAGUAUCAUGCGCCAGGGAGGGACUCGAUCAUCGAUACUGCUCUUGUGAGUUCGCACUUUCACCAGCAGGUACCUGGGGUACACAGUUUAAAUUUAAAGUGAAAAAAAUAUAGUCAGAUGAUUCAUGUCCCGUAAUGUUGUCUCUCAACAAAGCCAAGCACAACAGUAACAACAUCAGGAGGCUACAGACCUGUAACUAAGAGUACGUAUACUGAGGUUCAAGGAUGGCCAGUGAUCACGGUGGGCCACAGCAGGGGACGAUGCCCUUAGAUACAAGUAAUGCUAUUGUCAAUCAACCACUUGGACAUCAUGAGCAGGUUGGAAGCACACCGGAUGAUAUCAUAAUAAGAACAUCUAGUGACACACCUGAACAUGAGUCUACCACAGGGACGACAUUGUCUGAUGUUAAUGUUGUAAGAGCUAUGGAAGAGGACGAUGCUGACUUUGCGGGUAGAAUGGAAGUGGAAUCGUUUAGAUCUAAAUAUGAAUGUGCGGUAGGAAAGAACAGAAUGGAAGAAUGUACCGUCAUACGACAGAAUAAUUAUCGAGAUACAGAUGAUAAAAACUGUAGGAUCUUUAUUGCUGAAUAUAAAAACAAACGUGCCGGGAUGCUCUUCCUAAAAUUCCAUGGAUAUAAAGGAAGGAGUUCAUCGACGUGUGACCUCUAUGAUAGACUUGGAUGUCGUAGCACACAUGGUAUGCUGUGGUACAUUUGUCUGGAGAACGCGGCUUCGAUAGAUCCAGUAGAGUGUUACAUAGAAUGUAUAUGUGUUGACAAGGAGCACAGAGGCAAAGGGAUUGGCAAGAUCCUAAUGGAACGAGCAGAACAAGAGGCAAAAGCAAUAGGAUGUUCAAAAAUGACUCUCCAUGUUGCUCAAAGUAACCGCGCAAUAUCUCUUUACCAAAGACAAGGCUAUCAUAUUGCCAAAGACAUUGAUGGAUGCUGUUGUGUAUGGUGUAUAGUUGGUAUAAGGAAAUGGUACACGAUGUCUAAGAUGAUAUAGGGUAUUAGGUAGUUGACAACUUGCAAUGUAUGAACUUAGACAAUGCAAGGGGUAAUAAUUUUGAACAUUACAGCAAUAUACUGAUAAAGAAAUAUUGGUAUACUUUACGAACAUCAUGAAGAGUAAUUCACUCCAAUGAAUAUCCCAAAUUCGUCAUAUUUGAGGUGAAGGCCAAAAUGUGUUACAAAACAAAGAAGAUGGACCUUGAAAGAGUUCAGCCAGCCACAUGGAAAACAAGCCCUAAAAUAAAUAGAAUCACUUAUACAGUAGUCAAUAAAAUUGUCUUGGAGAAGUGCUUUAUAGCCUAAAAUUACUGGAC